UGUUUAUUUGUCGGAGCUUGUUUAUUUAUAGCCCAGGCCUACUUUCUGUCACUCAAGCGAGCGUUUUCUGGGGAGGAAAAUGGAAGUGAAAUAAACUUAGUGACUGGUUGGUGGUUCACAUUAAAAACAUUUCACAUCCCCUUUCAUUCUUUUAGUCCUGUUCGUUUCGACGCGGUAUUUCUUACAGGCGGCUAUAAAGGUGCAAAAUACCAGCCUUCUUUUGACAUUGGAAACAACACGUGGUCUGCAUUUUAGACAUGUGGGACAAAGGGCACGACGUGAAGUCAGACCACCAGGGCUGAUCUGGCCUACACGGGAGGAACGAACAGUCACUAAAGAGCAGGAGGAGCGCAUAUUUCCACAAACCAUAAAUCACUGGAGGAAGAAGAAGAGGAUUUAUUUGAUCUUCAUGAUUACUAACCUGUCUGGUCUCCUUAUUUAUGACUUGGACAAAGAUAAGGAAACUGUGUCCUGAGAGUGCAUUUUUUUUCUGAUUACCCAAUAAUAACAAAACUCUUUGACUGUCCACAUUUUAGUUUGUCCUUUGCCUUUUACUGAGUAACUCGUGACCUUUCAAGGCCUUUGUGAUUUAUAUCUGGAAAAUAUUUAUCUUGUUUCUCUGAGAUGGUCUGUCUGAAUCACUGUUGUUUCUGGUGGGUGCAGAGCGCCUGCUUGCUUUCAGAGAGGCAGAGCGAGCGGGUGCACUCCUCUGUCAUGAGGUUAACAUGUGGUUCAGUCACCAAAGCGAUGAUGUCUUCUGUGGAUGGAGAAAUAUCAGCGGCUGACUCACUCUAUCACCACCGUAGCCUGUGACAGUGACAAGGCACGUCGGGAGAAAUUCCCCAGAAAGCACAGGAUCAGGUUCACUUGUCACCAGAUUUGUGCUAUUUCUCAUUUUGCUGGUCAGUGGAGAAGGAUGAAAGCGACACAAGAGUGAGCAAAACGCUUUUGUGGUGAGGUAUUGUGAAAGUAAAAUAGCUGUGGUUAGUGAUCCGAUGACUCACGCUGGCUGUGAUGUGUUUUGCUCCCCUUACUGGAAAAAAGAUGUUGAGUUUUGAUUAUUGACUUUGGGAGUCAGUGAUUUUAUCCACAGCUGAACAUGCCAAACGGAGUGUGUACGGGCUAACGUGUUAACGGGCCUGCGGUGCAGCCGUCCAAAGUGACUCCCUGACAGUUAUGUGGUGUUUGACACUGCACACUGUGCCACCCACAGAGAUUUGCAUCCUGCCCUUUGCUGCUUUGUUCUUCUGUCAUAAUGACUGAAUCUCAUCCAGCUGCUUUCACCUCAUUACGGUCAGAGCUGCGGAAAGUUGACUCGUUUAUUUAUUUAUUUUGCGGGAUUCUGUUAUUGGGAAUUCCUUGUUGCUUCUCAGUGGGGCUGACUUGCUGAUUCCAGUGCUGAUCUUUUUCCUUGGCAGCUUCCUGACUCCACCGUGUUCGCAGCAGCACAAACAAACACUUCAUAGCACCACAGCCUUCAAAAUGUAUGCUUUGCUUGUCACAUUGCCUCCGUCGGAUGUUUUGAAGGAGAAGCACUGAAAUCUAAACAAUACUGAAUUAUUUCAAACAGUAUUUUCAUCUAGAGAGCCUUACUUUGUCUUUGUGUGUCAUGUUUUACAAAUGAGAGAUGUGAUGUAAUUAAUGCUUUUGUGGGAAACAGAAUAUUAUGUCCCUUUUUUUAAUUUUGCAUUCUUGACAUAUCUCAGAGUCCCAACGUCCCUGGUUGGGAGAAUAUCUCUGCUCAGAUAUUCGGCAAGUUCUCCUCCUUUUCCGCACUAAAGUUCCGGUGGUCAUGCCAACCAUUUCCAAAGUUCUCUGUACUUUUCCUUCCUCCCUGUGAAACAACGGGAUUUUCCAGGAAACGUCAGGUCAGGAGGGUGUGAUUCCCUACCGCUGGUCGUCGCUUUUACCAGUAAACAGCAUGACUCAUCGCUCAGCUAUGCUCUCCAUUUCCUUCACAUAAUAUCCCACCAAAUGUGCUGCGCUGGAGAAAGAGCAGAGUGCUGCGCGCACCCGUCUGUAGAGAAAUCUCUCCACCUCCCUGAUUUGAAAAAAGAAAAAAAAAAAAUGCAAGAAAAGCGAGCACUUCUGGGUGCUCAAGUGAGCACUUUGUCAGGCUGUCAAAGGCAGCAACAAGUCUGCUUUACCUACCCCCGAACUGAGACAAAAACAGAAGGAAAACAAAAAGUCCAGACAAGCCAGCUCUGCAUUUAUCACUGCAGCAUGAGUGCAUAAGUCUUUGAUAUGCUGUUUAUUUUAGGGGAAGGCUGGGCUCCACACUUACCUGCUGUAACACAAGUGCAGCCCAGAACCCGACCAGAUGCCUGACUUUAAAAACAUUUGGCAUCAGCUGACAAAUGGCACAAAGUUUUAUAUAACUCGUUUCAUUUGUCUUGCCUAUAGACUCAGUGUAGUGCUACUGCAUUAGAGCUAUUUAACUCAGGCUGAUUUUGCCCAUGUAGAAAUGAGUCUUUGGCCUGGUUCUGUGUAUUUACCGCAUUCUCAAAAAAUAGUCUUGAAAGGGUCAGUUCAUCUUCAAAGCAACAUGUACACCCAAAGAACAAAGUAGCAGCUUUACCAGAAAACAUUCUGCUUUCCACAUUAAAUAAGACAUGGGCUUUGCAAACAGCUGCAGCCAUGAGAUGCGUGUAUAGCUUUUAUAAUGGACACUUAGCUGAGGAGAUGUUCUCAUGUCAUCCCUCAGCUCUAAUCUGCAUUUUUGUGACUCAGAACUGAACAAUGGCAUUGUUGCUGAGUUAAUAGUACAUUUACGGUUAUCAGUCAUCAGAGGAUCAUCCUGAGGAAUGAGCGGGCUCUUACAUGUUAUCCAUUGUGUGGGAAAGGUGUUAAUGUGUCUAGCACAAAGGUAGCCGGUGGACUCCUGACUUCCACACGUGUGUUCACAGGCCGCCUUUGAUUUGUUUGGGCAAGUGAAAGAUGCGAGACACUUUUGAAUUCCAGACAUUUUGUGAAUUUUGGAGCCGCUGUUUUACAAGUGGGACCGUCUGAACUCCCCCCCCCCCCCAUAGCUGAGUGCAUUGCAGGACAUUUUCAGACUGAAAUGUUCCCUGUCCACUAAAGAUCUGCCUGCGCUGUGCAUGUGAGGCUUUGCACAUGUGUGUUCACUCAGGAAUGUGGUUUUGUUCUUUACCCGCCAUCUGUGGCUUUUCUUUGGAGGUAUUUUCCCAGUCCUUUUCUCACUGUUACGAAAAUCCUAUAUGAGUUGUUUGCUCAACUAUGACAAGAAGCCGCGAUUUGUUGUGAAACAGACCCAUCUCGUCAGUGUGGCAGAAAUCAUAAAGCGUGGAUUUAGCUGCGUGAUAUAGCGGCUGUUUUUCCUCUGAGCAAACUUUGCAGCGUCGAUCAAGAAAACCCUGUCUCUCUCUCUCUCUCUCUCUCUGUCUGUGCGAGCUGCAAAAAACAUAAGCACAUGCCUAAAGAAUUUCAGGGAAACAACCUGGCCUCUUGGUUCAAGCUGGAGGUCUCUUGUAUGAGGAGAGGCCCCCACACCACUUUUCCAUGAUCAUUGCAAGGAAUAUACCCAGGGACCCCCUUCUGCCACUUAAAUGAAGCUACUUAGGCCAACUUGCUGUCGAGGAAUGUCGUCUUCUAGUUUUUCAUCUUUAAUUCGACGCUUCUGAAACGUUCUGUUAUGAAAUUCUUUGCUAUGCGUUUUGCAAAACAAACGAAGCACCUCAGACAGAGCAGCAGCUGUUCUUUAAAUCUCUAAAUAGAGUUGCGGCUCUGGGUUUAGCUGUUUGGUCGGUGCAUGUAUUUUUCAUCUCUUUAUUUUCCGAGUGAGGAUUCUUUGAGGUUCAUCUGCUUCUUACGAAAACAUGAAAGCACAUUCUGUAGACGGAGAUGCUGCUAUUAUGAGAACAAUGACUAACGUUCAGGUCCCAUCAAAGAGUAACAGUUGUUGUUUUUCAUGUUGACUGCAAAGUCCUGUAUUAGCAAUAUAACCAUAGCAUGUGAAAAUGUGAUAAACAUCCCAAAAAGAACAGCCACACCCAGGCUUUUUCCUCCAUGGAAGCUGCAGCUAACAGGACUGCAGAGGAUAUUUGCCCUCUUACUGAGGUAUCACUUAUCGCAUGCUCACUUAAAUUGUUUAGUUGGCAGAAAUUUGUGUCAGCGCUGUGAGCUAAAAAUAUCCCACCAGAGUUAAAUAAGGGCAUAGAGCAGCUCAGGAAAGCCCAGUGUAAGAGGAUCCAGCCAGCGAGACACAGCUCUAAACUGACAGACUACAUUGUCUCACAGCAAAAAUACAUCAGUGACUAUAAAGGAAACUAUUUCUCUGUGACACUCUAUCUCCAGGAAUUUUCCACAUGCGCAUCUACUGCCCCGUAAAGUUCAGCAUAACUGUAAAUGUUAUGCUGAUGCGAUGGUCUGUUUUAAUGUCUGAUGUGGAGGCAGAGUGCACUGACUGUGUCCCUGUGGAGCCAGAGAUAUCAGAUUAGACAACAGUCUGAGAAGGCUGGAAGAAUCACAGGAUAAAUAACAGGAUAAAGACAAAGCUCAUUGAUAAAUUGACAACCUUUGAACGCAGUGUGCCUUGAAGUUAUCGGCUUCUGUUUCGUGCUAUGUAUAGGCUGUGUUGCGGUUAUGAAUGAGGCUUGUUUACCCUUUUGGUGACCAUGUGACUCACACUCCCACGCCCAUUCGCAGGGCGUUUCCAUGGUAGCAGUUGAGCAUGGAACAGUGCGCUCGUAGUUAGGCUGGUCUGCAGGACCUGAAAUGGAGCCUUGGGGGGAUGUGUGCCUCUCACAGGAUCACAGCUCAGCACUCUCACUUUUUUUUGGCCAUGGCAGCAGUCUGGAAAGCAUGAGCCUCACCUUAAUGAGUACAGGGAGUCUUUCUUUUUGUCGCUAAAAAAGAGCAGAAAGCUUAUAUGUAACGUUCUGUGAAAAGAGAGUGAGAGUGGUUGGCUGUUUCUAAUCUGGCUUGGUCUAGUGAACUACAUUGUCUAAGCCCUCCUUCUAGAAGGAAAUGUUAAGUCUGCUCCGGUGUGAGUUCAUGGUGUGAUGCUGCCCUCUGCUGGAAAGUGUGGCUCUAACAUGCAGACAAAAAUAUUGACACUGGACAUGAUGUAACCCUGGAAUGUUGUUAUGAUGUGUGGAGAGGACUGCCAAUAUUACUCAGGGUCUUCAACAUACAGAAAUGUGCAUUAGUUGCAGCAGUGUUCAGAGCUGGCAUUCAAGUGAAAAUGUGUCUUCUGUGAGAUCCUGGCCAGUUGUCUGCAUGCAGGGAAUGACGACUCAUUUUAAGACGAGCAAAGCUUUAAAGGUCAAGAGGGAGGUGGGCGAGAAUGCCCCGGCGCUCAGCGAUGACGAGCUGGUGGCCAUGUCCGUGCGCGAGCUCAACCAGCACCUGCGUGGUCUGACCAAGGAGGACGUCGUGCGGUUGAAGCAGCGGCGACGGACCCUGAAAAACCGGGGCUACGCUGCCAGCUGCCGCAUCAAACGCGUCACCCAGAAGGAGGAGCUGGAGAGACAGAAGAUAGAGCUGCAGCAGGAGGUGGACAAGCUGGCCCGCGAGAAUGCAAGCAUGAGGCUGGAGUUGGAUGCCCUGCGAGCCAAGUAUGAGGCCCUGCAGUGUUUUGCCCGGACUGUGACCCGCGGGCCCCUCUCGCCGGGAAAGGUGGCCACCACCAGCGUCAUCACCAUCGUCAAGUCAGCCAACCACAACAACGCCAGUCCCACCCCAUUUUCAGCUCCCUCCUAGUGUUGACAGGACUGGGCUCUCCUUCUCCUGCCUGGUCCUUCCCGGUUCUGACCCAGCCUGAACCCACUCAUCCUCCACUGAGAGGAUGCUCAGUAGUUAAGACUGAGGGAUGGAAUGGUGUGGCAAGCUCUAUGUGAUGUUAUGCUGCAUUCACGACUCUGUCUCCCUCUUUCUGUCUCUCUUACACAAUCCAUGUUGUCUGUGCACUGUGCGAACCCCCCCUCCCCGACCCCCUCCCCCCCAGCACCGGCAGGGUAUUGGACCUCUGUGACCCUUCUUCCGUGGCUGAUAGCACAGAUUUGCUUUCACUCCAGUGUGAAAAACUAUUCUGACAUGCCUUACUGUGGCAGCACUGGCCGCGGACAGCUCUUACGCUUCAUGUUAUUAAGCAUAAAACAUGAGAGAUUGAAGUAGUACAUAUGUGACAGUAAAGCUAUUUGUAAAGCCUAUGCCAAAUCACAUUUUAUCCACACAGAAGUGUCUCAAUGUAAAUUGAGCCUUUGAAGCCGCUGCCUUAAAGUGAUCAGUGAGUGAUCUAUGUAGAUUAUAAUCCAAUAUUUGCAUGUAGUUUUAGGGCAAAGAGGAUUUAUUGUUGCAGCUAUGAGGUUACCAGUGGUCUCCAAACAGUUCCCUCUAAGUGCUCGCCAAACACAGCAAGAGAAGUUUUCACUGAUUAGCUCCUCUUCUCUUUUGGGCGGGGCUAAGCAGUAAAAUCACCUGUCGUAGUGUUUGGUUGAAGUGAAAACCUGCCUACACACGGCUGUCUAUGGCCCAUAUGGAGAGUACUGCAUUAUGCAGUUUGAUAUCUGACCAAUGUUUAGCUGAAGGGUUCUGCUUAUGAUGCACGACUGUUCAUGUUUCUGUGUCUGUAGUUCUGUCUUGGUUUGCAGAGUUUUACUCAGCAGUCAAUCAUGCCAAAUAGCUUAUUCAGUAGUCAGGAAGUAAUAAUAGAGAACAGCAGUCAGUGCAGUCUGGUAAAGGCUUAUGACAUGCUAAUGCUGGUCUAGUUGGGCAGUUUUAAAGAAAAUUUUUCUUUUGUGUUUGAAAAGUUUAAAACUUGAACCAUUAGGGCCAGAAUUUGUAUGUGAGCCUUUCCUGGACUACAUCGACUCCCUUUCUAAAAUAUUAUUAAAGAUGGCAAUGUGUGCCAUUUUUUCUCUCAAUUUGGCAACUCAUCCAUGGAAGUCUUGACAUGUGCUAGUAUUGUGGUUGACAAAAUAUUGAUUUUUGGUCAGAGUUGGAGUGAAAAAAUGUUGUGUAGGGUUGUUGGUUGUUCUUAAAGACCUUGGAGAGUGUUAGGCAGGCAAAUGAUUCUUUAUGUAUUUUUGUGGCCUUUUCACUAGAAGAAGUACUGAAUUAAUUACUCAAUUUCAAAUUUGAAAUGAAUUAAUUUCUGCUUCUAAUCUUUUCAAUUUUGCCUCUAAAAAAAGGCGAAUAGUUGUUUUAUACUAUACUGGAAAUGUUACGUGCUUAAACAGGUGGAUUUGGGUAGAUUUAAAUGUAAAAUUGGAAAGUCAUUAAGGAGCAUUUAAGGCCAGAUUUGUUUGGAUUCAGAGGAAGGGACAUUACCCAGUCCCUAUCCUUAUAUAUAUAGCACUUACAAGGAAACUGGUUAAAUACAGUAUAAAAAGAAAAUAAUUCACAAAGCAACCGAUUCCUAGAAUUUGAGAAGAUGACAGAAACUGGUCUUGCAUUUCUGAAGUUACUUGGGCUUAACUGAUGAUAAUUAAGUGUGGUGUGACCACCUGCUGCAAGGUGAAGCCUCAUGUGACGAAUGAUGGUCUGCUCUCUGAUAUGUACGCUGCAGCACUGAUUGGGUGAUGCUGUGCCUCUUUCUUAUAUAUGUCACCCUUUGGUAGGUAAUCCAUAUUGGAUAUAGUGAUAAUGAAAGAGGUCCUAAAAAAAAUGAGAUGCAAUUCAACUUAAUGCCUGUAUAUUACAGAUAUGCCGAAAUGACAAAGCGCCCACUGCCUCCGUUGUCACUUUACAUUGAGAACUCCGUCCAAACAGAAAUCAUUCCUACUGCUGGGUCACGAGAAGUGCUGCUGCUGGUGUUGGUUAACUCUGAAACAGUAGCUAUUCACCUUGCUUUUGACACACUCUUCUGCAAGAGAACUCCUGACACCCAUCUCUAGAAACAGCGGUGUCAUGUCAACUAAGUGCAGUAAACACCUCCCCACUGUUGUACGUUUUGAGAUAUUUAAAUCUGAAAUUCACUUGAAAUUAAGCCGUUCUUACAGAGGAUCCAUUCCUAAUUCGGAGUGAAGUCAAUAGAGAUUGUUCACGUCAGGUUUUUCUCUUGGCUAAGAGGACAUGACAGUUCUUCCCCUGUUCCAUAGCUGCAAAGAACAGUAUGGGGAAACUUUGCUGCUGUACAACCUGCUGUGAUUUUUAAGCAGGGGCAUUUGCUGUGUUCUUACUUUCAUUUUGUAUUUUCACUUGGUUUCUAUGUUGAUACAUCCUAUGUUCUCUUUCUGAUACCUAGUUUUAUAUGCAUAUACAGUAUAAAUAUAUAUAUAUAUAUAUAUAUAUAUAUAUAUAUUACAUAUUUUUCUAUAUUUAUGUCUUUUACUAUCCUGGGAGUGGUGUGAUUACGUAAUCAUUCUUUGAAGUUUAAUUAUGUUGAUGCUGACCCUUUUCUGAAAAAAGUUGUAUUCACAUUUACAAUGAGAAAACUAUUCUCAUAACUUAAGUCUUCUUUGUGAGUAUUUAUACCCAGUGAAUAGUUCUUCUCAGCACAUGUACUAUUUGUCUAAUUCACAAAUUGGACAGACUGUGACUAGGGUUACAUACAGGCUGCAGCUAAUUAUCAGUAACAGUCAAGAAUUAACUGUUAAAAAAAAAACAGGGAAAUGACAUUCAGACUACAGGUUCACACUGUCAGCAGAGAGCACAUCUGUCAUGUAAGUCUGUUAUACCAUUUGAGCGUUACAACAAGCACUACGAAUUGAAAUGCGAUUAGGAUGCAGGUUGGAAGUCAGACUAUCUAUGCAAAAGGAAUUCAAACGUUGUCAAAUCCCACUUAAUGUCUGGAACAUCAUUUGGCUGGGAAUUUGUGCCAAAUAUUUACUUUAGCACAGAAAUCAAUGAUGUUAAAUAUUGAAAUCAUCUGUACAUAAUUCAGUGUCAACGCCACACUGGUCUGAUUUUAAACAGUUUAAUACUGACCAAAUGUUCAGCUCUCACUUAGGCCUUUUGGGCUCCGUUAGUUUAGGAAUAAAUGGGAGUAUUUCAUUUAGAAAAGAGACAAUUUGCUCUCACUUUGGAGUAUUAACCUACAUGUGAACUUUGUCAGUUGUUCUGGACAUAAAGAUUGACCUGAUAAGAUUUUUCUAAAGAUCCCAGCUGAUCAGUCAGCAUUUUUGAAUGAUGAUGAUGGUGUUGCUUGUGUAAUCGCUAAGAAACCUUACUGGAAAAUAAUUCCACCUCUUAUGUUUAUGGUCUGUUUUAAGCCUGACUCAAGAUUAAGCCAGAGGACUAACAAGACACCUAUUAAAUGUUUACAUCAGCCAUUUUUCAGCACAUUAUCUUACAAGACUAUAUUUGAAGCGUUUUCUAACAAACAUCACAGUGGCCCCUUGUGGUCAAGUUUCAGAACACAUGCUAUAAUGAGGCAUUUUUAAAAAAUUAGUUUUAGCACUUACUUACUGUAUUUGGGUAUGAGGUGGACGCUUUGCGACGGCACACCUUAAAAAUAAUACUCUGAAAACUUUCAAAACAUGUUAAAGUUUGUGUUUCUGUACAGUGCCAUAAUAAAAGACAAACCUCUCUCCAGGUGAAUCAAGAAGGCUACUUUGUUGUUAAUCCUACAUGUAGUGUGACCAAGCAGAGGUUCGUUAACGGUCUCAAAGGUUAGCUCACGGCAAGUAAAUAUGUGCCAGAUGUAGUCUGGCUAAAAUAAAGAAGACCUUUCAAAUGGUUUAGGAAGCCUUAUACACUAAAAAGAAAAAAAGAGCCAUAAAAAUUACCUGCCGUUGAUGUUUACUAACUUAGUCUCCACAAUCUUCUUUCUUCUCACAGCUGAUGUGACUGAAGCUUGUUAAACCAAGGAGCUGUAAUGGAACUCUUUAAGAUAUCAGUGGUUAUUUCAAUUGUUUAUAUUAACAGUAACAAUGCAAAUGUAUGUAUAGAAAUGAGGUUGCUCGUAUAUUAUGACAAGGCAUUCGUGGUUAGUAAUUGAAAAUUUCUUCCUGAAAACAUGUCUUUGAUUGAAUAAGCUUUUAGACACAACAUUUGCCAGCCCUACAAGCUACAGAAUUGAAUUUUAGCUAUGUGAAAAGUCAGUUUUAGUAUUGUAGAUUGAAGAGGUUUGGAGUAUAAAUUCAGAAAGAAGCUCCAUAAAUAGAGAGAACUGAGCACGUGUAUGGAUGAUAUGAUUGUGGGUGAAACACAUUAGAUGUUAGUUUAACAGCAGAGGUUUCUAUGUUAACUUUGUACUUUAGAGCGAAAUGGAUUUCUUUGUUCUAGUGUUGUGGUAACACGUCAAAGCUUAUUGAGUGACUGUCAAUGGUGACUGUAAACAAGGACAGUAAUAAGGCAGCAUAAACCGAUUAUGUACCCUUCACAACUUGCCAUUAUUCUGCUCAUAUAUAUUUUAUAUUUAUUUCAUUGAAUUGUGUAAUUAUAU
Messenger RNA from Scatophagus argus, 10348 nucleotides. RefSeq names its product v-maf avian musculoaponeurotic fibrosarcoma oncogene homolog K (gene mafk). Gene Ontology annotation, cellular component: nucleus. Lineage: Eukaryota; Metazoa; Chordata; Actinopteri; Scatophagidae. The record is from RefSeq and is a predicted model, not a curated record. The transcript has 3 exons. Gene Ontology annotation, biological process: regulation of transcription by RNA polymerase II. The coding region runs from base 5158 to 5721 and encodes 187 amino acids. Gene Ontology annotation, molecular function: DNA-binding transcription factor activity, RNA polymerase II-specific; RNA polymerase II cis-regulatory region sequence-specific DNA binding.